UAAACGUCAAUUGUGAAAUUGUCAAUUGCCUUCCAAAUCUAACCUAAAACACCGUGCAAGAGAUAAAAUUUAUGAUUGAAAAAUAUCUAACGACGAAGGCAACAUAAUGAUGCAAUGUAGUGAUUUUAUUAAAACUGAAUUUCCGUUAAUUGAUGAUGAUUUAAAACAAUAUGUACAAGAUGUACUCGAAAACGGGGCAGAUGAUUUUCAAGAUAGCGAUGAAAUUUACGAGGCGGUCGGCGAAGUUUUACACGAAAUUGCUGCGGAAAAAACAGAAAAAGAAAUAAGGUGUAUAUGCGAUAAAUUAUUAAAUAUGUUACGACCAACUAAAAACACUCAAAAUACCAACGGUUUAGCCAAAGUUUUACAUGCUCCAGUUCAUUUAGGAUCCAUGGCUGCAAAUUUAGAGAGUACCGUGGAUGAUAUGAAAAGUAUAUGGGUUAUGCAAAGAGAUGAUAGUUUGAAAGUUGAUGCGAAAAAAUUAGAGAAAGCCCAAGCUAAAUUACAAGAAAAAGCAGAAAAACGCCAAAAAGAAACUCCUAGGGUGGGUAAUAAUGCUCCUAAAUUAGAAUCAGCUACAGCCUCACAAGUUACAAGUAAAAAAGAAUAUAAAUUAGAAGCUAAAGGGAACAAUAAAACUCAAGAUAUUAGAAUUGAGAAUUUUGAUAUUGCUUAUGGAGAUAGAGUUUUAUUAUUAGGUGCUGAUGUAACUUUAGCAUUUGGUAGAAGAUAUGGUUUAGUAGGUCGAAACGGAUUGGGAAAAACAACACUUUUGAGAAUGAUUUCAGGGGGACAAUUAAAAAUUCCUUCCCACAUUUCGGUUUUACAUGUGGAACAAGAAGUCACUGGAGAUGACACUCUUGCUAUAAACAGUGUUUUAGAAUGUGAUAUCGUUAGAGAAACGUUAAUAAAACGUGAAAAAGAGCUAAGCGCUGCCAUUAAUUCCGGUUCAAGCGAUCCGGAACUUUCCACUGAAUUAACUGAAGUUUACGCGCAAUUACAAAAUAUUGAAGCGGAUAAAGCACCUGCAAAAGCUUCCGUUAUUUUAAAUGGGUUAGGUUUUGAUAAACAGAUGCAAAUACGAGCAACAAGAACAUUUUCUGGUGGUUGGAGGAUGAGAUUAGCUUUAGCUAGAGCUUUAUUUUCCCGGCCGGAUUUAUUACUUUUGGAUGAACCUACAAACAUGUUGGAUAUUAAAGCGAUUAUUUGGUUGGAAAAUUAUUUGCAAAAUUGGCCAACUACUUUACUAGUUGUUUCUCACGAUAGAAAUUUCUUGGAUACCGUUCCAACAGAUAUUCUUUAUUUACAUUCACAAAGAAUCGAAGCUUAUAGAGGUAAUUACGACCAAUUUUUAAAAACAAAAACGGAAAAACACAAGAACCAACAACGUGAAUAUGAAGCACAACAACAACAUAGGGCUCAUGUUCAAGAAUUUAUAGAUCGUUUUCGAUACAACGCUAAUCGAGCGUCUUCCGUCCAAUCAAAAAUUAAGAUGUUGGAGAAAUUGCCUGAAUUAAAACCAAUCGAAAAAGAAACCGAAGUCAUUUUAAAAUUCCCCGACACCGAACCUUUAUCGCCUCCAAUUUUACAAUUAAACGAUGUCAGUUUUUGGUAUGAAUCGUCAAAACCUAUUUUUACGAACGUUAAUAUUGGGGCGAACUUCGAUUCGAGAAUUUGUAUAGUUGGUGAUAACGGUGCGGGAAAAACGACUCUUUUAAAAAUUAUAAUGGGAAUUUUAGCACCGACGGUUGGUAUGAGGCAUUCGCACAGGAAUUUAAAGUUUGGUUAUUUUAGUCAACAUCAUGUAGAUCAACUUGAUAUGAGUGUUAACUCUGUUCAAUUAUUACAACAAACGUAUCCAGGUAAACCAAUUGAAGAAUAUCGCCGCCAAUUGGGUGGUUUUGGUGUUUCUGGAGAUUUAGCUCUUCAAACAAUCGGAAGUUUAUCGGGAGGUCAAAAAUCGCGUGUUGCUUUUGCCGUUAUGUGUAUGGGUUAUCCAAACUUUUUAGUACUUGAUGAACCGACUAAUCACUUGGAUAUUGAAACUAUAGAAGCAUUAGGAAAGGCAAUAAAUAAAUACAACGGAGGUGUAAUUUUGGUAUCUCACGAUGAACGUUUAAUUCGGGUCGUAUGUAAAGAACUGUGGGUGUGUGGGAAUCAAUCAGUAAGAAGCGUUGAGGGUGGUUUUGAUGAGUAUAGAAGGAUUGUUGAGCAAGAAUUAGAAGCUGCCGCAAGUAAAUAGGUAAUAAUUAAUAAAAGGAAAUAAUUCGGUUGGUUAAGUAAGAUAAAACCCAAUAAUGUGCCUGCCAAUUAUUUUUUGCCCCCCCUUCUUAAUUAAUUUUUUGUAAAUCAACAAUUUGUUACGGAAAUAACAAGAAAUAGUAACUUUAUAAAAAAGGCUCCUGGAAAGAAAAAUAAUCUGAAACCACUGUUAAAAAUAAGGGGGGUAAUAAGGAAUGGGAAUUGCGCGGAAAAACCACAAAAAAGUUAACUACUUGCGUUUUUUAAACGUGUAUAUAUUAUAUAAAAAAAUGUAUGAGUGGGCAUGAAUUUUUGUGAUAACGAAAAUUUAACCGACUAUUAUAAUGAUCUUUAAAUUAUUAAAUGAAUUAAAUAUAAUUAAAAGAUAAUAUUUAAAAAAA
Messenger RNA from Onthophagus taurus, 2642 nucleotides. Its product is annotated as ATP-binding cassette sub-family F member 3. NCBI's taxonomy places the organism in Eukaryota, Metazoa, Arthropoda, Insecta, Coleoptera, Scarabaeidae. Gene Ontology annotation, molecular function: ATP hydrolysis activity; ATP binding. The record is from RefSeq and is a predicted model, not a curated record.